CAAUAUACACAAUUGGUUCAGUAUAUUGAGGCCCUGCGCCGCGAACUCGCUUCGGCCUUCGGCCUUCAGCCUUCGGUUUAUUGUGUUCGUUUAAAUAAUUGCUAAUUGCUUAUAAGUAAUACACCGUAUAUUUUAAUAAGCGUUCUCGAUCGUAAAUGAACGUAUGUUAAAUAUAAACAGCGUCAUAUACAUACAUCUUUUUGUAAACUCUACUUGUAUACCAGAUAAGGUAAUAAAUAUUCAAAAUGAACAACAAGCCAAAAGUAGCAGUAAUUGGGGGAGGCGUGGUGGGCAUCACUGUGGCUAAAGUACUGCAAGACCAGCUGCAAAAUGUGGAUGUCACUGUGUUUGCUGAUAAAUUUGAAGAGGAUACUACGAGCCACAUAGCCGCCGGCAUAUUUAGACCAGGAACAAGUUUUAAAGGACCAACUACGGAAAUAACUAAGAAAUGGAUCACAGACUCGUGGUUUUUCUGGCAAGAGUUACUCAAGACACCCGAGGCUCCUCAAAUGGGUGUCAUGGAAGUCUCAGGAUAUAUAUUUUCUAAAGACAAUUAUCACGUUACCAGGAACCAUUUAAUUGAAGAUUUGAUACCAAUUUACAGAGCCGCCACACAAGAGGAAUUAAAACUUGGCCCCAAAGGCACUAAGUAUGGUUCCUUUUUUACAACUUUAAAAGUUGAAUGUGGACACUUCCUGCCAUUUACACAGAAAAUUAUUGUUGAGAGAGGAGGCAAGUUAGUCAACAAAAAGAUUGAAAACUUUGCUUCAUUAUCCGAGUUUGAUCUAGUAUUCAAUUGCGCAGGUUUAGGUGCCAAAUAUUUAUGUAAUGAUCACGAUUUGGUACCUAUCAGAGGUCAGGUAUUGAAGGUGAAAGCUCCUUGGGUGAAGACCGCGUUCUAUGGAGAUUACGAUACAUAUAUCAUCCCGGGACUCAAUGGGAUAGUCACGUUGGGUGGAACGAGGCAAUACGACAGUUAUAACUUGAACUACUGCAAAUAUGACGGAGCCGCAAUAUUGGAGCGUUGUUGUGAAAUACUGCCUGACUUGAAGAACAGUGAAGUUGUGGCUAAUAAGGUGGGUUUGCGACCACACAGGAUCCCGGUGCGCGUCGAGGCGGAGCUAAUUAACGGAAUGAAGGUGGUGCAUUGCUACGGCCACGGCGGCUACGGCGUGAUGACCGCACCCGGCACAGCAAUAGAUGCGGUGGAAAAAGGAAUACAACUAUUGCAUACUUCUACCAAGAACAAAUUGUAAACAAGCCGCCUGUUUUAUUGUUCGUAUCUCGUAAAGGCGGUUGAUAGAUGUUCAGUUUACCUUAGGUAUUUGUAUACUUAUUUUUAAAAUAUAAACAUCUAGAAUUUGCAAAAAAGUCACAUGAUAAAUAUAUUAUUAGAUAUCUAAGUGAAGAUAAAGACUUACAGUUAUGGUUAUGAAGAUAACUUUUAUCACCAAUAAAACUACAACACCAAUUGUCUAUUUGAUAUCAUAAAAAUAAAUAAUGUUGCAUAACAA
Trichoplusia ni (cabbage looper) is the source of this 1514-nucleotide messenger RNA. It is a transcript of the gene Daao1, whose product is annotated as D-aspartate oxidase. Gene Ontology annotation, molecular function: D-amino-acid oxidase activity; FAD binding. The coding region runs from base 246 to 1256 and encodes 336 amino acids. The transcript has a single exon. Lineage: Eukaryota; Metazoa; Arthropoda; Insecta; Lepidoptera; Noctuidae. The record is from RefSeq and is a predicted model, not a curated record.